AUGGCCAAAUUCGUAGUAGUUGCCCUGGCCCUGGCGCUGUGUGUCGUCGUCGCGAGUGCUGCUGGAGAUGAGUGUCCGCUAGCAUCGAAAGUGGCGUCCUGCUCACCAACCUGUCAUACCGAUAGUGACUGUACUGUUAUCGGUGGUAAAUGCUGUGUUAACGCAUGCAACCGCAAAUCCUGCGUCGAACGCAGCAAACUGAAGCAGGGCAACAACAAGUAUAGUUCCAGCUCCGGUUCAGGAUCGUACUGCGGCAGCACCAAGUGCAACUCAUUCGAGAAGUGCGGUACCGAUCCAGCUACCAAACGCCAAAAGUGUGUCCGUGCGUGA
This is a messenger RNA of Anopheles marshallii, 330 nucleotides long. Its product is annotated as WAP, Kazal, immunoglobulin, Kunitz and NTR domain-containing protein. The transcript is spliced from 4 exons. The coding region runs from base 1 to 330 and encodes 109 amino acids. The record is from RefSeq and is a predicted model, not a curated record. Gene Ontology annotation, cellular component: extracellular region. Gene Ontology annotation, molecular function: peptidase inhibitor activity. NCBI's taxonomy places the organism in Eukaryota, Metazoa, Arthropoda, Insecta, Diptera, Culicidae.